Ipomoea triloba (trilobed morning glory) is the source of this 2079-nucleotide messenger RNA. RefSeq names its product L-ascorbate oxidase homolog. Bases 195 to 1832 code for a protein of 545 amino acids. Gene Ontology annotation, molecular function: copper ion binding; oxidoreductase activity. The record is from RefSeq and is a predicted model, not a curated record. Lineage: Eukaryota; Viridiplantae; Streptophyta; Magnoliopsida; Solanales; Convolvulaceae. The transcript is spliced from 8 exons.
UUUUGCUCUAAAGUGUCUAGUCUGACAGCUCACGAGCAAUACAAUAUACAUACUAUACACUGCACUCUCUUCUCUCCCCAUAUUUUCCCUCUGCUUUUCUUCCCUUCACCUCAGAAACUUCAAACCCCUCAAAACUGAAAGCCGUACACAUACAUUUUCAAGAAACUGAAAGCCUUCACAGUGGUUGAACCAAGAUGAGGGAUUGCAGCAGUUUGUGUGUUCUUAUGGUGGGUGUUUUGAUGGUGAUAUUGCCAUUACAUGGUGUAAAUGGGGACAGCCCUUACAGAUUCUACACCUGGAAAAUCACUUAUGGUGACAUUUACCCUCUGGGUGUUAAGCAACAGGGAAUCUUGAUAAAUGGGCAGUUUCCAGGGCCUCAGAUUGACUGUGUUACCAAUGACAAUUUGAUUAUCAGUGUCUACAACUACUUGAGUGAGCCAUUUCUCAUUUCUUGGAAUGGCUUACAGCAGCGGAGGAAUUCAUGGCAGGACGGGGUAUAUGGCACCACCUGUCCCAUUCCUCCCGGGAAAAACUUCACUUAUAUGCUCCAAGCGAAGGACCAAAUAGGUAGCUAUUUCUACUUCCCAUCGCUUCGGAUCCACAAGGCUCUCGGAGGAUAUGGUGCCAUCAGAAUCUAUAGCCGUCCUCUGAUCCCUGUACCUUUCCCCCCACCUGCUCGGGAUUAUACUUUAUUAGUUGGAGAUUGGUUCAAACGAAGCCACAGGCAAUUGGUGUAUAUCUUGGACAGUGGUCAUAAUCUUCCCUUCCCCGAUGGGCUAAUAAUCAAUGGUCGUGGCUGGAAUGGAUACACUUUUAUAGUCGAUCCAGGUAAGACGUAUAGAUUCAGGAUAUCGAAUGUCGGGCUAGCUACAUCGAUUAACUUUAGAAUAGAAGGGCACACAAUGAAGCUGAUAGAGGUCGAAGGAUCCCACACGCUGCAAACCACGUUUACUAACCUCGACAUCCAUUUAGGCCAGUCGUAUUCUGUUUUAGUCACAGCUGAUCAGCAGCCCAAAGAUUAUUACAUUGUAGCUUCCUCGCGCUUUACCUCUAGAGUGCUCACCACGACUGCAGUUCUCCACUAUAGCAACUCGUUUGUGAAAGUCUCGGGGCCUCCCCCGAGAGGGCCUACCACUCAAAUCGACUGGUCUCUUAACCAGGCAAGAUCUAUUCGUUGGAACUUGACUGCUAGCGGGCCAAGGCCAAACCCGCAAGGAUCUUACCACUAUGGACUGAUCAAACCUGCUCGAACAAUCAUGCUUGCUAACUCCGCCCCUUACAUAAAUGGAAAGCAGAGGUAUGCUGUGAAUGGUGUCUCGUAUGUGAAUCCCGACACCCCUCUGAAGCUGGCGGAUUACUUCAACAUCGGGGGAGUCUUCAACCUCGGGAGCAUCCCCGACUCACCAAACGGAGGAGGCGCCUAUCUUGGAACCUCGGUUAUGGCUGCAGACUUCAGGUCUUAUGUCGAGAUCGUGUUCCAAAAUUGGGAGGACACUGUCCAAUCGUGGCAUAUAGAUGGAUAUUCCUUCUUCGUUGUCGGGAUGGAUGGAGGACAGUGGACUCAAGCUAGCAGAACCCGCUACAAUUUGAGAGACACGGUUGCACGCUGCACAGUUCAGGUUUACCCGAAAUCAUGGACUGCAAUAUACAUGGCAUUGGACAAUGUUGGGAUGUGGAACAUAAGAUCUGAAGACUGGGCAAGGCAGUAUUUGGGCCAGCAAUUCUACUUGAGAGUUUACUCCCCCACACACUCUUAUAGGGAUGAACUUCCCAUCCCGAAGAACGCCCUUCUCUGUGGCCGAGCUAGAGGGCGCCACACCAGACCAUUUUAGGACACAACAAAAACUCGGGGUCUGUCACGAGGGCGUGGCACAGGUACAUUCAUGAUUCAUGCCAUCAAACAGCAAGAGAAGAAGCUCAACUCGAGCUGCGAUUUCUCGUCUUUUUUUUUUUUUUUUUCUUUUCCAUUUAGAAACAUUGGUUUAGUUUAGUAGGGAGAAUGCAGUGAGUAGACUGUGAACUGAUGAUUGAUUCUUGGUUUCCACCCUUCAAGAAAAUUUCCAGUUUUCUUCAUAGUUU